AGAAAAAAAAAGAUAUCCCUGCCUGCCUCUCGUCUCGUGGACCGGCCGGUGAAGACGCCGGCGCGAGCUCGCACUACCAACAUCGAAUUCAAGCCAGGAGACGCAAAUCCAGCUCCAUCUUGCCUCCACUGCCCGCCCCAGCACGAAGGCUCGUCGGAAUUUCCCAUCUUCCCACUGGUAUGGUUGCAUGAUCUGUCCAGGGGUUGGAUGAAGGAACGAAAGCCGGCGGCCUCCUCCACGCUGUCCCGGAUCCUCGCGACGUGCGCGUCCCAGGCAAAAGAUUAUGGGAGAUGCGUAGCAGCAAAGGUCCCUGAGAUUGAACAUAAUAUGUGUUCUAAAGAGUUUCUAGCACUCAGAGCAUGCAUGCAAACUGCGGUCAAGAAUAAGGCUUGAGUGUGAGUUGCUGUGGCUCUCUGGCUCACUAGCUUAGUCGCUUGAAGUAACAAAAGAGUUCUGCGCAAUCAGAUGCAAGGAGGUCUGGGCAGCCCUGGUGCGCUCUCUCACGCUUAUGUACAACAUCCUCCGCUUCGAUGUGACAUUCCAGAUAUUAGGGGCCUAUUCUAUGAUGAUGCCAAUAAGUUUCUCGUAGCUCCAACAGCUGAUCGGAUAUUAUACUGGAAGAUAGCUCCAUCUGCUCCAUCUGGACCUCCAAACUCUGAUCCAGUUAAUGAAGGCCCUGUCUUAUCAGUUCGAUUUUCGCUGGAUCAGAAAGCAAUAGGGAUUCAACGAUCCAGUAAUGAGGUUGAGUUUAGAAAUAGAGAAACAGGUGAAGCCUGUAGCAAGAAGUGCAGAGCAGAUUCUGAAACCAUACUGGGCUUUUUCUGGACUGACUGCCCCACUUGUGAUGUCAUAAUAAUAAAAACAAGUGGCCUAGAUCUGCUUGUAUAUGAGCCUCAAUCAAAUGCUCUUCGCUUGGCGGAGUCAAAGAAGUUCAAUGUUACCUGGUAUCUUUACACUCAUGAAAGCAGGUUGCUUCUUCUUGCCUCUGGCAUGCAAUGUACACUGUUUACUGGAUAUCAGUUUUCUGCUGGUGGGAUUGUGAAAUUGCCUAAGUUUGAGAUGACGAUGUCUAAAUGCGAAGCAAAUAACAAGCCUGUCCUAGCUGCUGCUGAUGUUCACAUUGUAACUGUGUAUGGUAGGAUUUACUGCUUGCAGCUCGAUAGAGUUAACAUGGCAUUGAACUUGUACCGUUUCUACCGUGAUGCUGUUGUGCAACAGGCUACUCUGCCAACUUAUUCAAGCAGAAUUGCAGUUAGUGCAGUUGACAAUCUAAUCAUGGUCCAUCAGAUAGAUGCAAAAGUUGUCAUACUAUAUGAUGUGUUCAUGGAUUCUUACACACCAAUAUCUGCACCACUUCCGCUCCUAGUGAGAGGACUGCCCAGCAAUAGUAGGCAAGCAGCUCAAACCGCAGAUCACCAAUCAAGUGCAUAUGGCGGGACUUUAUAUGGAGAAGGCUGGAACUUUCUCAUUCCUGACCUUAUCUGUGAUGCUGAUAAUGGGCUAUUGUGGAAACUUCAUUUAGACCUGGAGUCUAUUGCUGCUAGCACUUCUGAUGCUCCUUCGAUUUUGGAAUUCCUUCAGAGACGAAAGUAUGACCUGAGUACGGUUAAGACACUUAGCCUUGCUAUAAUUCGAACAAUCAUCCUGGAAAGGAGGCCAAUAAAUUUGGUUGCCAAGGCAAUGGAUGUCAUUCUUGAUUCAUACUCCCGUUUGAUGAAAAUGGGAGGCAGUGCUGCUGGGGCUAGGAGGACAUCUGAGCAAAACGAUCAGUCAAGUGGUCAGCCUGUUGAGGGCUCCCGUGUGGUUUCUCAGGAACCACCUUCUGGAACCAUGAAUAGACCUGUUCUCCACACAGAUUCAGCAAUUGAAGUCGAGUGUAGACCUGAGGAUGGAAUUACUAACCUGGCAGCACAUGUAGAUAGGACAAUUUUAAAUGCAUCUUCUGAUUCUGAAGAUAUUGCCAAUACAUCGAGAGCACCAAGUCAGGCAACAUCUGGUGCCACCAGCAAAAGGCCGCAGGUUCUAGGUGAGGAUAGCAGACCAUUGGCUUCUGGUGCAUCAAUGCAGCCUGGAACACAUGUCGCUUCUGUGACAAUUUCACCAAUUGAAAUGUUCCAGUCUGUCUUUCUUCUCGUUGAAGAUGAAAUGAUGGGUGACCCUGCAUAUCUUAUUGUUGUCAUCAUGGAGUUUUUACGAAGCAUGUCAAAGGCUGGGCUGAAGGCUCCUCCCAACCUUUAUGUGAUGUUGACUACUUUGCUGGCCCGCAGCAACCGUUAUGCUGAAAUAGCACUGUUUGUAUCAAACAAGAUCCUAGAGCCCUCCAGGGAACUUGCAAUGCAGCUUGUUGAACUGGGCCGACAACAUUCGCUGACAAGGAAGUUGGGCGUGGACAUGCUGCGGGAGAGGUGCCUGCACCAUGAUUAUGUGGCUGUAUUACUCCAAGAAGGGUACUACCUGGAGGCUCUACGGUACGCUAGAAAAUAUAAGGUUAUCACCGUGCAGCCUGCCCUAUUCUUGGAGAAAGCCGUAGCCAAGGACAGUGCGCGGGACGUUGCUGCUGUGCUGAGCUUCUUCUCCGAGUCAAUGCCAAACUUCAAGACGACGUCGGACUAUGGCAGAUAUCAGCAUGUACUGUCCGAAAUGGUUUGAAGUUUGAACAACUUUUCUGCCCCAAGCUGUUAGCAGGCUGUAUGGAUGCAUCCCUGCUUCUCUCCUGUGAGAAUUUCUAAGUUUUUUAAACUGAUAACUUAGUUCUUCCCUGUCUGAAUGAUUAUACAUGCAUCAAUAUUUCAUCGGUAAUAAAAUAAGCUGGUAUGAGGUCCCGCUUGAUUCA
Lolium rigidum is the source of this 2833-nucleotide messenger RNA. Its product is annotated as regulator of MON1-CCZ1 complex-like. The transcript is spliced from 14 exons. Gene Ontology annotation, biological process: regulation of autophagy. Lineage: Eukaryota; Viridiplantae; Streptophyta; Magnoliopsida; Poales; Poaceae. The coding region runs from base 466 to 2649 and encodes 727 amino acids. The record is from RefSeq and is a predicted model, not a curated record. Gene Ontology annotation, cellular component: late endosome membrane; Mon1-Ccz1 complex; lysosomal membrane.